Molecule: messenger RNA, 1617 nt
Organism: Aspergillus ochraceoroseus IBT 24754
Lineage: Eukaryota; Fungi; Ascomycota; Eurotiomycetes; Eurotiales; Aspergillaceae
Product: DSC4 family protein
Exons: 2
Coding region: 164-1231 (355 amino acids)
Biological process (GO): SREBP signaling pathway; protein processing
Cellular component (GO): Dsc E3 ubiquitin ligase complex
Source: RefSeq, a predicted model, not a curated record
CGCCCCUCAACUUCCUCGGCCUCAAUCCACAUCAAAAGCUGAUUCUCGACUGUAGUAACUGGCAUUUACAACGUUCUGUCUAGCUCUGCGGUCUCAACGUUUGACUUCACUAAUUUCCCCUCCUCCGCUCCCAUAGAUGCGGUCGAUGCCCUGAUGACCCUCUAUGACAACACCAGAUGUCUAUCGAGAUGCGGAAUACAUCGCUGACGUGUCCGGCAUCCAAUAUGGCAGCGUCGCAGAAACCUCUCCUACUCUUCGGGACGAGGGUGUAAGGAAGAAGCUUCGGUCGGCUGCGAAGCUCGCGUUUAUCGAUCGGUUACUCCACGAUCUCGAUAUCCUUAUCUACUGCGAGCUAUCUGCACUGUAUUAUAUGGACUGCUCGAUAGUACUAUUUGCCAUCCGCGCCAUUGUCCAACUGAUCUUCUUCACUCGCAAAGCACCACCCUUCCCCCGAACCCAGAAUCAACCAUUCAUCGGGGCUAUUUUUGGUAGCAAUAUAUUUUGCAUGCUGGUUCAUCAUGUUUUCAGUCGACCUGAAGCCGGGGAAGCAACAAGGGGAUAUCUACAUGGCGGCAUUUUAAUCGACUUCAUUGGGCAAAAGGCCCCCAUCCCGGUCGCCCGACUUCUAUUCCUCGAUCUGCUCGUCCUGCUCAUCGAUCUUGUCAUGCUGGGCCUGAUAAUUGAACAAGUGAAGACAGCUGGGUCCACGGACUCGACUUCCACAGGGACGACAACCACAACAACCACAGUGACCGAACCCACGCACACCCAAGACCAUGAUCACGAAGAACGAGGCCUCCUCAACCACGGGGAACGAGAACCCAGCUCCUCGACACCAUCAAGCCCAACCUCUGUAAACAACAACGACAGCGACAGCGACGGUGACGGCAUCUCAGCCCGGGAGCCAAAUUCCCGGGACUCGUCACGAUCGAACACAAACACAAACACAAACACAGAUACAAAUGGCGCCGCCCUCCUCGGUCCAGAAGAACAGCUCGAAAGAACCAGACUCCUAGCAGACCCCUCGGAAAUCGGCCACACAGUCCAUCAACACGCCUUGGAUGACUUUGCCUCUGGAGAAGCAGUAAUCAUGCACAUGCGAUUGUUCACUGUCAUCCGGGACCAGUGGCAGUAUCGGCCCCCUGUUGCGCGACGGACGCAUCACGCUCUGACCAGCCAGCGGCAUGUAGAAAAUUUGGGAAUCCAGCUCGGAGCGGAUGGGCGUCUUUGAGCGGAUACCGACGCAAUAAUGCGUUGUGUUGUUUGGUUGGUUCGGGGACAAGAACGAGAUGAGAACAUGAGAUGACGCGUUGCGUUUUCCUGGUUGGUUGCCUGGAUUCGGGCUUUUCUCUUCUUUUUUUUUUUUUUUCUUCUUCUUGUUUCCCCGCGCCCUUCUUGUAUUCUAGCGAAAUGCCGGGGAUGGAAGUGUGUACAUACAUUGGGAUAUUACGUCUAUAGAAUGGAUCUAUACAGUAACUUUUGUUUCAUUUCGUUUUUGCGAGUCUUCGUUACGAGGGAGAUGCUAGUAUAUUCAGGGGGAUUAACUCAAAACCAAAUAUUUUUCAUCCAAAAGAGACCUAUUUAUGUAUUAUAUCAUGAAAUGCCAUGGGAAUCUAU